AGAUGUUUUAGUGAGGGAUGAAGAAGAAGGCGAACAUCUUCGAGCUGCCACCGAAGUGUCCGGCACUGGCGAACAAAAUAACCGGCAUCUUCGGAUGGCGUCACACGUAUCAGGUGCACCAGCGCCAGAAAGGCAUACCGCACUGCAGCCAGUAUCUGUACAAGAGCUACUCGCUCAACCUACCCCGGAAGGUGGGCAGCUGCGAAACGCUGGAAACAGGAUCCGACGGCACGGUGGAGGUGGACGGGUACGGUGUCGGCGGUGGCCGGUCAGCAUCUUCGUCGUCUACCCGUGGUACCGCCUACCAGUACCGGCAUGGUGGUACCAGUAACAGCUGUUGCACCGAACCUGGCACACCGAACUGCGAAACAAAUCCAGACACAUGGGUAGUUGUACAUCACCUUCAGUCACAGUCCGGAAUUCUCGACCCGGAAGAUCACAUCAGCGAUGUGGCUGACGACCGGGAAGAAAUCAUUGCACACUACGAAGAUGCCGCAGUUGGGUUGGAUCCGGGCGUACAGCAAGGUGGUGGUGAUGGUGCGAGCGGCAGCUCCGUUGGUACAGGAAGUCCCGACAUCUUCCAGACAUCCGGUCCCGGAAGCAAAGUGGUAGUGGGUGGUCCCGGCAGUGAACCUGCCCCGGACGGUGGUGUCGUUACGGUGACUGGAACGGGAUCAGUCAUUAAUAGCAACCCGGACAACAUGGUAACCGUCGGUGGGCCAGGUUCCGGACCGGGUGUACCAGGACCGGGUGGUGCAUCCUGCAUCGAGGUGUUUGCAAACGAACCAGCACCACUCGGGCUAGGGCUGCAGGUGCGGCGUGGCAGUGAACCAUCGCUACAUCAGAUCGGUGUAACGGAACAGCGCAGUCCAUUGUACAACGUGAACCCGAACGGGAACCACCAGGGCACAAGUAAACGGUGGUCAGCUGCACCGGUCUGCCGUAGCGACAGCGAUCCACCGCCGGAUCGUUUGCUUUCGCCGCAACAAAAUGGUGGCGGUCCACCGUACCACUACCACCACCAUCAUCAUCUGCUCGCGGAGGAAGAGUGGAACGUACCGGAGGAGGAUGGACAGCAGCAGCACGACAGUCUACUGCCACAGGCGUUCAAUCGUUCCGGGCGGCUAUCGAUGCAAUUUCUCGGUGCGGAAGCGGGCACCGGCUAUCGGUGGAUGGAUGCGGCGGAGAAAGCAGCCACAGCUGCAGCCAAUACUGCCUCCUCUUCGUCCAACUCUUCCUCCUCGGCGGCACACAAUCAAUCCGCACACGGGUACGGGUAUCAGACGUAUCAGAGCUACGUGCAGCAGCAGGCAAAACAGCAGCAACAGCAGCAACACAGCUCGUUCCAUUCCGAGAGCGAUACGAUGGUGAUGGGCAGAGGUGGCAACAAUAGCUUCAUGUCCAAAUCACUGCCGAGGGAAUCAACGCGCAAGGAACCGCUCGGACAGGCAAAAGCAUCCGUGUACGAUUCGAUAAGGGAAAAGGAUAGUGAAAUGCUGCUGGUGGUGAACGAAACGGGCGGCCCGCUAGGACUCACGGCCAUCCCGGACAUGGAACGGGGUGGGUUGCUGGUGCAGAGCGUAGAACCAGGCAGUCGGGCCGAACGGGGCCGAUUGCGGCGGGGCGAUCGGAUCCUCGAGAUCAACAACAUCAAGCUCGUCGGACUCUCGGAAAGUUCCGUGCAGGAACAUCUAAAGAAGAGCCUCGCAUCGACGGAGCUACGAUUGCGGGUGGUACGAGGUGGCGGUGGUGGUGGCAGCAGCAUCCGAAACCGCGGAAAGGCAGAACAGCAGUUUGGUGGCCGGCUGGUGAAGAGUGGUAGCGGACCACGCUAUCCACGUGACAACCGUGUCGGGCAGCAGAUGAUGAUCGAGGCAGAAGAAAAGCCAACGUCGGCAGCGAAGGUGGCAACGGUUUCGCCGACCCGUAAGAUACCGGGUGCACCGUCGACCGGUACAAGCCUCCAGGUGGCAAACACGCGCAAGUUGGGUAAGCGGAUAGAGAUUACGCUCACGAAGGGUGACCAUGGGUUAGGCUUUUCGGUGACGACGCGUGACAAUCCGGCCGGUGGCCACUGUCCGAUCUACAUCAAGAACAUACUGCCCAAGGGUGCGGCUGUGGAGGAUGGCCGGCUAAAGCCGGGAGACCGGCUGCUGGAGGUGGAGGGUAUACCGAUGACGGGCAAAUCGCAGACGGAGGUCGUUUCGAUACUGCGCGGUACGCCGCACGGUGCAACGCUGAAGAUUGUGGUGUCCCGUCAACAGGAGCUAGCGGUUGAUGUGAAGGAGCGUGAAAUAGGUUUUAGUGUAGAAAGUGAACCAAAGAAUUCGCCACCGAAACCACCGCCACCAGUGAUGCCAAAGUCAUCGCUAAAGCAAUCGAACAGCAGCAGCAGCCUAGCGAAAUCCGCCGACCCUAUGUACGGCGAUGGAACGGAAGGCGGUGGUAGUGGUAACAACAGGACUGGGGUAGCAAACUGUCGCUCCAUGCCAAAGCUUGGUCCUGGUGCGACUGGUACGUCCUCACCGAAAACACCCACCGUCCAGAAGAAACCGCUCGCCUCCAUACUGAAGUCAGCGUCCACGAAUCACGUUGCGGAAUUGCUGCAACAUCAUCAGCACGAUUCAGGUGGCGGUGGAGGAGGUACGGUGGGUCGUGGUGGUGCAGUCGGUGGUAAUAUUAGCAAUGGCAGUGUGACGUCCAACAAUAGCAGUAACGGUGGUGCUGGUGGAGAGUUAUUAGCCGGUGCAGCGUGGAAGAACCGGGAGAUUCUAACGCUCCACAUACCGGUUCACGAUACGGAGAAGGCUGGGCUGGGUGUGAGUGUGAAAGGCAAGACGGGUUCGGGUAAUUGUAGCAGCAGCACUAGUGGUAGUGGUAGCAGCAGCCGGACGGAUGGUGAUCUCGGUAUAUUCGUGAAGAGUGUACUGCAUGGUGGUGCGGCGAGUCGUGACGGUCGGCUUAAGAUGAACGAUCAGCUGCUGAGCGUGAACGGUGUGUCCCUGUUGGGGCAGUCGAAUGCAGAAGCGAUGGACACGCUACGGCGUGCAAUGUUACAGUCAGGUGGCAGCUAUCCGGGGAAAAUAAUUCUCAAAAUAGCACGACGCAUUGCCCGUCCAGUAAGUACCGGGGAGCUGCUGGAAACGAUGGAACAACGGUCGGCGGCAGCUUCAAUCAAUGGUGCGGGUGAGGAACAGCAGAUGGGGAGUAGUGGUGCGAGCUCGGGCACAACAGUGAUCUAUCUGAGUGCCGACAAACAGUCGCAGAACGCAUCUACACAACAAACCCAACAGCAAAGCAAACGAUACAGCAAUCCCGUGCUCGAUCGGCUAACUGGUGGAUCGACAGUCGUGAACAGUACCAGUACAGGUUCACUCCAUCACACCAGCUCGCUUGGACUUGCUGCUGGAGGCAGUGGGGGAAGCAGCGAUACGUUAACCGGUGGCCAUUACAUCCGUAACAGUAGCACGAACAGCAGCACUAGUACGAUGAACAGCCAGCAGCAGCAGCAACAGCAGCAGCAUCAUGCGUCCAACAACCAAAGACCAUCGGGACAACGUGCGUUUGCACCGUCCAAUUCGUCCCUGGUGCAACCGUCACCGGCCGCCCAGCACGGUUUGCGCAACGAGAGCUAUUAUAUGGCGACCAAGGAUCACUGGAGUACGACAUCGUCCGCUACCAGCCUGAACGGUAGCAACGUUGUGCUGAUCGAGGAAGAUCCCGAACCCACCUCGCCCACGUUCCACAUCACACGCUCACUGGAAGGUAAUGGUACAGGCGCUAACGGACCGAACACCGGCGUCGGUAUACUGGGCAAUGGUAACACAUCCACUCCCAACGGUACCGACGUAACGUACGCUUCCCAGCUAUCGCUCGAAACCAAUCCACCACCGUCGGACGCAUUCAGUCGGGAUGCCAUCGGACGGCGCUCCAUGUCGGAGAAACAUCACGCUGCCAUGGAUGCGCGAGAAACCGGCACCUAUCAGCGCAACAAAAAACUGCGCGAAAAACGUGACCGUGAUAGUAAACUGCUAAUGGCGGCAGGUGCUACAGUACCCACUAAUGGUGGUUCACUCGAAUCGAUCGAUCUGCACCAGAUGGCACGGAUGAACAGUUUGAAGCAGCAACAACAGCAGGGCGAAAAUGGGAAACCAACCACAACCGCUGCACUGGCGGCCCAUUUGCUGCGUGCCGAAGCGCAAGACCAGCUGGGCGAUCUAGGACCAUCGCUUGGGAUGAAGAAAUCGUCCAGCCUGGAGUCGCUGCAGACGAUGGUGCAGGAAAUACAGAUGGCGGACGAACCGCGUGGUCCAAACGCGCUACGCACACCACGUGGCCGUGGACGGGAGGAGAUAUUGCGGGCAGUGGUCGAGCAACCGGCAGAAACGCAAGCGAAAAAACACUGGCUACUCGAGGACGGUGGUCCACCCACAUCGAUGACCACCACUUCCGGCGAGUUCCCGGACGGUGGUUUCGUGUCGCGCAACAGCCCCUUCCAAUCGUCCCUUAACGAUGGUAAAGGGGCCAAGUUGCGGGCGAAGAAGAGCGGUGGGUUGUUGCGCGGUAUCGGACACAUGUUCCGGUUUGGCAAGCAUCGCAAGGAUGUGAUUGUACCGACGGGCACAAUCACUUCCACCGGAGGAUCCUCCGGUGAGCCAGCGAUCGAUUAUACCGGUCCUGCGGCAAUUCCCUCCCAACAGCAGAGCACAUCAGCUACCGGUGGUCCGAUGCUUGACACCAGCAAUGGUACCGGGACAAUAAAAAAUGGAGGAACCAGUACGAUGGCGAAACAGCGUGCCGGUGGUAGUACAGCAAGCAGUAAUAAUGCAGCCUCCCGGUACAUUCUUUACGAUCCCAGCUCGGUUGAACGGUCGGCUUCUUCUGGUGUCGUUUACGGCCAUACACAACCUCCGCACUAUCAACCGCCACCACCACCGCCCCCGGUUACCAGUACUGGUGGUGGCGUUGGACCGUCAGCGACCGCUACCUCGAUACACCAUACGGAUGUGUUUAACCAUCGAUACUCACACUACGUCAACUACGAGGAGUUGCAGCAACAAAUUAGUAGUGUCGACCUAACGCUAGAAGAGAAAUUCGCUUCUCCGUCGGUGGGUAUCCUAGAUGUUGCUAGCAGUGAGCAGAAUAGUCCAUCUGUUAGUUGCCGCCAAUCACGUCGUCGUCGGCAGCAACAGCACGUGUACGAGCUAGUGCCCGAUGAUGGUGGUAACGAUAGUAUCGCUACCUACCAACAGAUCCAUCCAUCGUCGAACAACUCCACCCGCUCCAUGUACGACAGUAUCUCAAGCAGCUCGUCGCGCAACGGCACCAACACCGUAACACCGACGCGACACCACGCCGAUGAUAAUGGUGCCGUCUUUCCACCCGAACUGCUCGAGCGCGAUCAUCAGCUGCUUCAGCUGCAGCAACUCUGGCAGUUGCAACAGUGGCAAUGGUUGCAACAGUUACACCACCUUCACGAACGGGAACAGGAGCAGUUGAUGCUGUUGCGUCGUGUCGAGAACAGUCGCAAACAAUCGCAACGUAACAAUGGUGGUGUUGGUGUACCGUCGAACGACUGUACAGCGGUUGCUGAUGGCAAUGAGAGCAAUGGUGUAAAUGUGUAUGCGAAGGAAAAUGUUUCGAGCUGUGAGCGUACUGUUGUUGGCAGUAAGGCGACUAAUAGUGCCAACAGUAGCAGCAGCAGCAGCUACCAAUGGCAACGCGUAACGUCAUCGUCCGUUAAGUAA
Anopheles maculipalpis is the source of this 5747-nucleotide messenger RNA. It is a transcript of the gene baz, whose product is annotated as serine-rich adhesin for platelets. The transcript is spliced from 8 exons. Gene Ontology annotation, molecular function: protein binding; phosphatidylinositol binding. The coding region runs from base 18 to 5747 and encodes 1909 amino acids. Gene Ontology annotation, biological process: establishment of cell polarity; establishment or maintenance of epithelial cell apical/basal polarity; microtubule cytoskeleton organization. The record is from RefSeq and is a predicted model, not a curated record. Gene Ontology annotation, cellular component: adherens junction; apical junction complex; apical plasma membrane. NCBI's taxonomy places the organism in Eukaryota, Metazoa, Arthropoda, Insecta, Diptera, Culicidae.